This is a messenger RNA of Trematosphaeria pertusa, 345 nucleotides long. RefSeq lists its product as uncharacterized. Bases 1 to 345 code for a protein of 114 amino acids. NCBI's taxonomy places the organism in Eukaryota, Fungi, Ascomycota, Dothideomycetes, Pleosporales, Trematosphaeriaceae. The record is from RefSeq and is a predicted model, not a curated record. The transcript has a single exon.
AUGAGUUCACAUGUCAAGGCGCUUCUCUCCUCUGUCUCUUCCUUUCUCCUUCCUGGGGAUCCAACCGGUCACCGAACCGCUGGAUACCGUUUUUCUUCGCUCUUCCAGAAGCCCUUCAACGACCCGCCAUCAACGGCGUCAUUUCAAUUUCCACUUCUUGCUGUUGUUCCCUCUCUUCGUAUCCGUCCCACUCCUUCGCCGGUGGGCUUCCACGGUCUCGCCGAUAGCUUGUCAAACAACACCCACGCUGUGUCGCGUGCUACGCAGGACGUGAGGACGGCGUGUGCACCGCUUCACAAACCGCCGUGUGACAACGCGGUAGCACUUGCCGCUAUUGGCUUCUAG